This is a messenger RNA of Pestalotiopsis fici W106-1, 561 nucleotides long. RefSeq lists its product as uncharacterized. The transcript has a single exon. Bases 1 to 561 code for a protein of 186 amino acids. The record is from RefSeq and is a predicted model, not a curated record. NCBI's taxonomy places the organism in Eukaryota, Fungi, Ascomycota, Sordariomycetes, Amphisphaeriales, Sporocadaceae.
AUGAGAUGGUUUGAAAAGCCUGAGCAUCCAAACGCAGGCUGUGUGCUGGAUCGAUACGUCAGCUGGUCUGACGGCAGCCAGCCACUUUGGUGGUCUGCUGCUGCUUAUGGCAAUGCAGCGCCAUUCAUCUGCACGACGGCGCAGCGCCUGAUCAAUCGUGCAAUUCGUCUUGCGCUGGAAGAGAACGGAUACGAUCGAUACGGGCGGGCAAUUGCCGUUGCCGGCCCCCGGCCCCAAAAGCAUGAUCUUUACGGGACUCUGCGUAUACUAUGUACUUCACCAAAAGUAUUAUGUCAACUCAAAUUUUCGACAGACAUACUAGACAUUGGGCGGAGUAUUGUUACCGCAGCACUACCUCACCUUGCUAUUGUCCAAAACGGCAAGCCAGCGAGUGUUGCCAAACUUGCGCCUAAGGAUUCCUUGGCAAUGAAGCAAGCUUUUUAUCGCAUCAGCUUCUCUUCGCUGAAUCAAUCCUCAAAUUAUAAGCAAGACUCAAAGGGAGGAAACUUUGCCACGAAGCGUAGAGCUCAGGCCUCUUCUCGGAAAUCAACCUUUAGAUAA